This is a messenger RNA of Xylona heveae TC161, 1899 nucleotides long. Its product is annotated as Flavocytochrome c. Bases 1 to 1899 code for a protein of 632 amino acids. NCBI's taxonomy places the organism in Eukaryota, Fungi, Ascomycota, Xylonomycetes, Xylonales, Xylonaceae. Gene Ontology annotation, molecular function: oxidoreductase activity; FMN binding. The transcript has 6 exons. The record is from RefSeq and is a predicted model, not a curated record.
AUGGCUCCUAGGGUAAUAGUCGUCGGUGGUGGAUUGGCCGGCUUGAGUGCUGCCCAUACGCUUUAUCUUGCCGGUGGAAAUGUAGUGCUGCUUGAUAAGAACAACUUCUUUGGAGGAAACUCAACCAAAGCGACCUCUGGUAUUAAUGGAGCUCUCACAAGAACCCAAGUCGACCAAAAUAUUAGAGACAGCGUGAAGCAAUUUUAUGAUGACACCCUCAAGUCGGCCAGAGACAAAGCUCGGCCCGACCUUAUCAAGGUGUUGACAUAUAAAUCUGCUGCCGCGGUGGAGUGGUUGCAAGACGUAUUCAACCUUGACCUUACUCUAGUAUCCCGCUUAGGUGGUCAUUCGCAGCCGAGGACCCAUCGUGGUCAUGAUGCAAAAUUCCCGGGUAUGGCAAUCACAUAUGCGCUGAUGCAGCGCAUCGAGGAGCUUUCCGAGAAGGAACCGGAGCGUGUCCAGCUCAUCAAAAAGGCUCGCGUGGUCAAAGUCAACAAGGAGGGAAAUAAGGCGACUGGUGUCACUUAUGAAUACAACGGAGAAAAUCACGUUGUCGAUGGUCCCGUUAUCCUGGCUACUGGUGGCUACGCAGCAGACUUCUCCGAGUCUUCAUUGCUCAAGAAGUAUCGGCCAGAUACCUAUGGCCUCUCCAGCACAAACGGACAGCACGCCACAGGCGACGGGCUCAAGAUGUUGAUGGAGAUUGGAGGAAACGGAAUCGAUCUGGACAAGGUGCAAGUUCACCCCACCGGUUUGAUCGAUCCGAAAGACCCUGGCUCAAAGUGGAAAUUCCUUGCAGCCGAAGCGCUGCGUGGAGAGGGCGGUCUGCUUCUCAACUCUGACGGUGAACGCUUUUCUGACGAACUCGGUCAUCGUGAUUAUGUCUCUGGUCAGAUGUGGAAGGAAAAGGAAAAGGGCAAGUGGCCUAUUCGCCUCGUGCUCAACUCCAAAGCAUCGAAUGUACUGGACUUCCACACCCGCCACUACUCUGGGCGUGGUCUCAUGAAGAAGAUGACCGGCAAAGAGCUGGCCAAGGAAAUUGGUUGCGGCGAGGAGAGGCUGCAAAAGACCUUCAAAACGUACAAUGCCAUCGCUGAGGGAAAGGAAAAGGACCCCUACGGCAAGCGUUUCUUCCACAACCUGCCCUUAGAUAUCAGCGAUACCUUCCAUGUCGCUUUGAUGGAGCCCGUGCUGCACUUCACCAUGGGCGGCAUUGAGAUCAACGACCAAGCGCAGGUGUUGAACUCGGAAGGCAAGCCUUUUGAAGGUCUCUUUGCCUGUGGUGAGCUUGCUGGCGGUGUGCACGGCGCUAACAGACUUGGUGGUUCGUCACUGCUCGGAUGUGUUGUUUACGGACGUGUUGCCGGAGACUCUGCCUCCCGCUAUCUAUUCCAGGAGCUGUUGACCGGCAGAACAUCAACCGCUGCUCAGCGUCUCGGUCAGAUCUCUCUGCACAUUGACCCCUCGCAGCCAGGCAAAGUUGCGGUUGAAUGGGGCAACCAGUCCGGUGUCCAAGGUGAUAGCACAAUCGCCCAACAGAGCCAAACAUCAGCGGCUCCGGUGUUGAAGGGCUCCGCUGCAGAUAGCUCGGAUCCUGGAAAGGUAUCUAAGCCCAAUGCACCAAAGGAAUUCAAGAUCCCCGACAAGGAGUUCACUCUGGAGGAAGUCAAGAAACACAAUAAAAAGGAAGACCUAUGGAUUGCCGUCAAGGGUAUCGUCUUGGACCUGACGAACUGGGUCGAUGAGCACCCCGGCGGUCCUCAGGCAUUGUAUACCCAUAUGGGUAAAGACGCAAGCGAAGAAUUCGAAAUGCUUCACGAUGACGAAGUCAUUCCCAAGUACGCCCCUGAGGUCGUCAUCGGCCGUGUCAAGGGCCAGAAGGUGACGCUUGACGUAUAG